Camelina sativa (false flax) is the source of this 2286-nucleotide messenger RNA. RefSeq names its product inactive leucine-rich repeat receptor-like protein kinase CORYNE. NCBI's taxonomy places the organism in Eukaryota, Viridiplantae, Streptophyta, Magnoliopsida, Brassicales, Brassicaceae. Gene Ontology annotation, biological process: protein phosphorylation. Gene Ontology annotation, cellular component: membrane. The record is from RefSeq and is a predicted model, not a curated record. Gene Ontology annotation, molecular function: ATP binding; protein kinase activity.
UGUAAUCACACUAAGACAAAAAAAGUAGCACAAAUUCUCGAGCCUCUCAUCCAUCCAACGGUCAAGAUCUCACUUACCUUAUAAUCAAUCAACGGGUGAGAUUUCUUUUGGUUUAGCUCUCUCUCUCGAGGGCACGGACCACGAUGUCUUGCUUUCGGCCACUCAUGAAAGCAAACGAGAGGAAGAGGCUACCCUUUCAUCCGUCUACGUGGCCCCUGGGACCCAUUCUAACCACGACCACCUGACAAUGUGGGUCCCAUUGUAAGGCGGGAACCCUUUUUUAUUUGGCAGUAAGUAACGGAUUCGGUCAUGCUUUUUGUGAUGAGAGAGAGAGAGAUAGAGAGGAGAGAGGGUCACAGUCUAGCAGAUACUGUGUCUUGAAAAGAGACUUAUAGAGAGAGAGAGAGAGAGGUGUUGUGUCAUGUGUGUGUUAAGUUAACUGGGAUUAGUUGAGCUUGAAACAGUUUGGGGAUAGUUUUGUUUUGUUUUUGUUUCAGAUAUAGUAAAAAUUGUGAAAACUCUCUCAUUGGAGUUUGUUCUCUGCUUUUUUUUUUUUUUGGGGUUCUGAACUGAGUUUUGGGGCUUUAUUUUCAGACAUACUAUACCAAAGUUUGAUACUUUUGUGUCCCCCCCUUAUCAAGAAAAAUUAUGGGUGUUUUUUCUUUUAAUUAAGCUUGGCAAAAAGAGAGAAUUUUUAGAUAAAGAAUCUGUGAGUGAGCCAAUGAUAUAUUCUCUAAUUCAUCUUCUUUGUGAAGAUUUUGAGUUUUGAUUCCAAUUUUUGUCUUGUUGGUUUCUCAUUGGUUUUCUCGAGAAUAUAUGUGGUUUUUGGAAGAAGAGGAUAGGAGAGCGCUUCACUUCAGUACUGUAGAAUAAAAAAAGUACUUAAAAAACUUUUUCCGGUUUUUUAUGUAAAGCUUUGAACAGCUUCUUUCACCUUUCUGGGUUUUCUCAGAUUUGUUGUCUAAUCUUGAAAAAAAAGCUUUUUAUUCCUCAGCAAUGGAGCAGAGAAGAAGAAGAAGAAGAAGAAACGGAUAUAGCAACACUAUCACUCUGCUCUUACUCUUCUUCUUUUUAGUCUUCAAUUCAAGAACGACCACAAGCACAAACUGUCGCCGAAGAACUGUGAAACACUUAUCCACAACUUCAGCUUCGUCUACACUACUCGAGUCAAGAAUCACUUCCAAGGUCAUUGUUGUUAGCAUCGUCUCAGGGAUUUUAACCGGCUUGCUUUCAGCCUUGUUCUUAGCUUUCUUGGUCCGUUGCAUUGUCAAAUACAUGAGACAGACACCUAUUCUCAAAGGUCCUGUUGUUUUUUCCCCUAAAAUCACGCCUAAGUCUCUUCACGCUGCUCUUGGUAAUGGUAUUCAGUUGCUUGGUUCUGACCCUAAUGGUAAAUACUACAAGAUGGUGCUUGAUAAUGGUCUAGUGGUUGCUGUCAAGAGACUAGGCUCUCUUGAAGGAGUUGGUUCACCAGAAACUAGUAGUAGCAAGUCGGUUAAGAGAAGGUUGCAGAAGGAACUUGAGCUUCUUGCUGGGUUAAGACACAGGAACCUUAUGAGUUUAAGAGCUUAUGUCCGCGAUUCCGAUGAGUUCUCUCUCGUCUAUGAUUAUAUGCCGAAUGGUAGUCUUGAGGAUGUGAUGAAUAAGGUUAGAGCUAAGGAGGUAGAGCUUGGAUGGGAGAUUAGGCUUAGAGUUGCAGUUGGGAUUGUGAAAGGGCUUCAGUAUCUUCAUUUCAGUUGUGAGACACAGAUUCUUCAUUAUAACUUGAAACCUACAAAUGUGAUGUUGGAUUCUGAGUUUGAGCCUCGGCUUGCUGAUUGCGGAUUGGCCAAGAUCAUGCCUAGUUCACACACAUCAGUAUCUUGCUACUCUGCUCCUGAGUCUUCUCAAAGUAACAGAUACACAGACAAAAGCGACAUAUUCAGCUUCGGGAUGAUACUGGGAGUUCUAUUAACUGGAAGAGACCCGACCCAUCCUUUCUGUGAAGAGGCUGCAAGUGGAGGCACCUUAGGACAGUGGCUAAAACAUUUGCAGCAAUCCGGGGAAGCUCGAGAAGCCUUAGAUAAGAGUAUUCUUGGAGAGGAAGUGGAAGAAGAUGAGAUGUUAAUGGCUUUAAGAAUCACCAUUGUCUGCCUUUCUGACUUUCCGGCAGACAGGCCUUCAAGUGAUGAGCUUGUUCACAUGCUUACACAACUGCACAGCUUUUAGCCCAGUGUUCUUGUACCAUCAUAUCUGUGACACCAAUCUAAACAUCUGCAGUUACAUCAAUAUAUUUCUUUUUCUUUA